CCCUGACACAGGCCAGAUAAGAGCCCGGCGGCGCUAUCGGGGCCCGCAGCCGGGUCUGCGAAGACCACGGGGACAGUGGGCUCCUGGGGCGAGUCCGGGCUCCUCUCCAUGUGGAUGGGAAGCCACAGCGACCAACCAGGCUGCCUCCCGGAGGGUGGCCGCGGGCUCCCGAAGGUCCAGCCCUGCUGACGAACAACAACAACAACAACAAAAUACCUGUAUACCUGCCACCCACUGGGAACUAGCAUGCUGACCGUUACUUCUGUCCACGGCGGUAGCUGCGAUCUUGACUGUUGUGUGUAUCAUCUCCGCACCUCUACAAAGGUCUGAGGUUCCAGUGAUGGUGAUGAUGGGAGCUACAGGGAGGCUGGUGCUUUCUUUCCCUUGCUGAGAGCGCCGUGGUUUUCAGGCCGAUUCUACAUCUGCUGUAGCCCGACAGUGGUGCUGUGAGGUGACAGCCAUGUCGGUGAGGGUGCGGUUCCUGUCCUCCGGGGACGCAGGGGCCGUGGGGGUCGUGGGCCGGAGCGCCUCCUUCGCGGGCUUCAGCAGUGCGCAGAGCCGCAGGAUCGCAAAGUCCAUCCAAAGGAACUCAGUGAGGUCUCGCAUACCUGCGAAAUCCUCCAAGAUGUAUGGCACGCUGCGGAAGGGGUCUGUGUGUCCGGGCUCCAAGACGCAGCAGGUGAAGAAGGUCUUCGAAGCGCUGAAGAGAGGCCUCAGGGAGCACCUGUGUGUCCAGCAAGCCGAGCUGGACUACCUGUCAGGACGGCACAAGGACACCCACAGGAAUUCCCGGCUGGCUUUCUAUUACGACCUGGACAAGCAAACGCGCUCAGUGGAGAGGCACAUUCGGAAGAUGGAAUUUCACAUCAGCAAGGUGGACGAGCUCUACGAGGGCUACUGCAUCCAGUGCCGCCUGCGAGACGGCGCCUCCAACAUGCAGCGGGCCUUCUCCAGGUGCCCGCCCAGCCGCGCCUCCCGGGAGAGCCUGCAGGAGCUGGGCCGCAGCCUGCAGGAGUGCUCCGAGGACAUGUGGCUCAUAGAGGGGGCCCUGGAGGUGCACCUGGGCGAGUUCCACAUCCGGAUGAAAGGCUUGGUGGGCUACGCACGCCUCUGCCCAGGAGACCAGUAUGAGGUGCUGAUGCGCCUGGGCCGCCAGCGCUGGAAGCUGAAGGGCCGGAUCGAGUCUGAUGACAGCCAGACCUGGGAUGAGGAGGAGAAGGCCUUCAUCCCCACCCUGCACGAGAACCUCGAGAUCAAGGUGACAGAGCUGCGCGGCCUGACCUCGCUGGCGGUGGGCACAGUGACGUGUGACAUCACCGACUUCUUCACGACCCGGCCGCAGGUCAUCGUGGUGGACAUCACAGAGCUGGGCACCAUCAAGCUGCAGCUGGAGGUGCUGUGGAACCCGUUCGACACUGAGAGCUUCUUGGUGUCACCCAGCCCUUCAGUCAAGUUCUCUGUGGGCAGCAGGAAGGGCUCCUUGUACAACUGGACGCCCCCGAGCACCCCCAGCUUCCGGGAGAGGUACUACCUGUCUGUCCUGCAGCAGCCAGCGCAGCAGGCCUUGCUGCUGGGCAGCCCAGGGCCCCCCUCCACCCUCAGCUGCCUGUCCGACAGCGACCUUCGGGGCCCUGGUCUGUGCAGCCAGAGUCAGGAGCUGCCUGAGAUGGACUCCUUCAGCUCCGAGGACCCCCGAGACACCGAGACCAGCACAUCAGCAUCCACCUCGGACGUGGGGUUCCUGCCCUUGGCCAUUGGCCCCCAGGCCUCCAUUGAAGAGGAGGCCCUGGAGGACUCCCCACCCCUGGGCCUCUUGCCAGAGAUGGCCCACCUGGUAGGAGGCUCAUUUGUGGAGCGGCCUGGCUGGAGGAAUUUGGGAGUAGAGAGCCCCAACCUGCCACGGGGCUCCCCCCUCCACAACCAUACCAUGCUGGGCAGCCAGAAAGACCACGAUGAAGGAGAAACCAGGGAUGGAGUGGAUGGGCCUGGGGUGACCCUCGAGAGGCCCCUGCAGGAGGUCCUGGACUUGCUGAGGUGCACUGACCCCUCCCAGCCCCGGCUCCGAGAGCUGGAGUACCAGGUCCUCAGCUUCAGGGACCGGCUGAAGCCUCGCGGAGGCUGCCGGGAACACAGCUCGGCCGAGAGCCUCAUGGAGUGCAUCCUGGAGAGCUUCGCCUUCCUCAACGCGGACUUCGUCCCCCACGAGCUGUCCCUCUUUGGGGGCCCCGAGGGCUCCCGAAAGGACAGGACCCCGCCCCCGCCGCCGUCACUGAAAGAGGCAUCCAGGGAGCUCACAGCUGGUGCCCCCGAGCUGGACACACUGCUCAUGGUCCACCUCCAAGUCUGCAAGGCUCUGCUGCAGAAACUGGCCUCCCCUAAUGUGUCGAGGAUGGUUCAGGAAUGUCUUCUGGAAGAAGCUGCGCAGCAAAAGCAGGUCCUGGAGACGCUGUCUAUGCUUGAUUUUGAGAAGGUCAGCAAGGCGACAUCUGUUGAAGAGAUCCUUCCGCAGGCCACUCGGAGGAAGGGCUGCCUGAAGCUGUGGAGGGGGUGCACGGAGCCCGGCGGGGUCCUGGCCUGUCCUGCCGCGGCGCUGCUGAACCAGCUCAAGAAAACGUUCCUGCACAGGGUCCGGGGGAAGUACCCGGGGCAACUGGAAAUAGCGUGCCGCAGGCUCCUGGAGCAGGUGGUCAGCUGCGGCGGGCUGCUGCCCGGGGCCGGCCUCCCCGAAGAACAGACUGUCUCCUGGUUCCAGUUUCACAGCUACCUGCAGAGGCACAGUGUCUCGGACCUGGAGAAGCACUUUGCCCAGCUCACCAAGGAAGUGACCCUCGUGGAGGAGCUGCAGUGCCCGGGGCAGGCCAAGGCGGUCAGGAAGCUGCAGGGCAAGCGGCUGAGCCAGCUCCAGCCCCUGCCCCAGACACUACGGGCCUGGGCGCUGCUCCAGCUGGACGGGGCUCCAAAGGUGUGCCGGGCGGCCCGGGCUUCCCUGGCCGGGGCAGCCAAGAACAAGAGCUUUCGGGAAAAGGCUUUGCUGUUCUACACCAACGCCCUGACCGAGAACGACGCCCAACUCCAGCAGGCAGCCUGCGUGGCGCUGAAACAGCUCAGGGGCGUCGAAAGCAUUGAUCAGAUUGCCGGCCUGUGCCGAUCCGACCUGGAGGCCGUGCGAACAGCCGCCCGGGAAGCCACACUGUCAUUUGGUGAAAGGGGACGCUUCGCUUUUGAGAAGAUGGACAAACUUUGCUCAGAACAAAGAGAGGAGGCUUUUUGCCAGGAGGCAGAUGUUGAAAUCACAAUAUUUUAAAAAACCUCAGCCGAUGAGCUCAAAUGUGGCAUCUUUGUUUUUGCUGCUGCCCAGUCCUGACGCAGGGACUGAGCUGUGGAUGCGGGCACGCUGUGUGCUCCCCUGAAGUGUAAGCUGGCCGGGGCUGCUCCCUGAAGUCUCUGGCUCAGUCACAAUGCCCCGGGGCACACGUGGGACUUGGCACAAGGGGUAUGACCAAGCUCGCAGCUUCGGCUUUGAGGUCCUCCCCAGGAAGCAGAGCGGGCCACUUUGUGGAGCCGAGGCCUGGAACAGAAGGCUCCCAGACGACAUGAACUUGUCUCCUCAUCGGGCAGCUGGCUCAGCACUCCUGGUUCAAAGGACGGGACUGAGGCCAGCCGGCCCAUGAGUUCGCUAAGGAAACAGUGCGGCGGGUCCACUCAUUUCCCCUGCAGAAGCUGUCACCUGGGCGACCUGGGGAAGGCAGGAAGGCACAGAGCCAGGGUUUCUAUGAUUCAACUCUUCACCUGAGCUGCGACUCGAAGGCCUGGUCCCAUGGACCUCCCUUUCACCGUGGUCAAGAGCACACAGGAAACAGAGCCUCAAGUGUCGUGUCAGUGAAAGCAGUCACUCUGACCCCACCGCACAAAAUGAAACCCUGCUGACAGAGCAGGUCAACGUCGGGCCUGUUCAGUAAGUUGCUUCAGAUGCCAUAGCUGGUGUGAAGAUUUCACUGAACAGCAUGUUGCUUUAAAGAAGCAACAUGAGUUUCCUAUUUAAGACUCGAACGUGUCCUGAGCUGUUUGUGUGUUAAUAAUGUCGAGAUGACCUGGGGUGUGGAUGUGCCUAUCGACAGUGGCAUUGCUGAGCUUUCUAACUUAAACAUUCUCAUUUAUACUUCCUGUAUAUGUUUUGUGCUUUUCAGUUUCACUUAGUAUUUAUUUGACUUGUUUAUAUGUUCAACUUUCUGAAAUUUCAAUGAAAAAGAACGAUUUUUAUUGGUGUUUCACUUUACCUGAAAAACGUCAAUAGUGGUUGUUUUCCCAAACAUCCUGUCCCUGAGCGUGCUCUCCAGGGUGACAGUGAAGCAGCUGUCAGAGGUGGGCGUGGGAAAGGCAGUGUGCCCCUGGGAUUCUCGAAGGCUCCUGUCCUAUCCAGACUCUGCAAGGCAUGGCCCUUGCCUGGCCUUUGGCCCCAUCUGAUUUCCGUUCCAAACUCACAAAUUGAGUUG
This is a messenger RNA of Molossus molossus (Pallas's mastiff bat), 4493 nucleotides long. RefSeq names its product RIPOR family member 3 (gene RIPOR3). The record is from RefSeq and is a predicted model, not a curated record. Lineage: Eukaryota; Metazoa; Chordata; Mammalia; Chiroptera; Molossidae. The transcript is spliced from 24 exons. Bases 461 to 3304 code for a protein of 947 amino acids.